CUCUUGAUUUCUUGCACCGAAACAUGUAGGUAGGUUCAGUCUUGAACCCGACCACAUAAUCUGCGGAGUACUGCCCUAGGUACAGUAAAUCCACCAGUAUUUGCUCAAGUACAUCCAUCUCUUCGCGGGAGUAGCGGCCUACCCGUAUGUUGGCGCAGGGUUGCCACUAUGGGCGCAGAGCAGUCGUCCCCUCGCAAUGCCUCGCCCGCGCAAGACAACGCGGCGGUAAAGACCUGUUACUACGAACUACUCGGAGUCGGGCGCCAGGCUUCUGCUGAUGAAAUCAAGAAGGCCUACAGGAAAAAGGCCCUUGAGUUACAUCCAGAUCGAAACUACGGCGAUGUCGAAAACGCCACCAUUAAAUUCGCUGAGGUGCAAUCUGCUUACGAGGUUCUAUCGGAUCCGCAGGAGAGAGCAUGGUAUGAUUCUCAUCGCGAGUCCAUACUUCGCGCAGAUGGUGGUGCUUCUGAAGAAGAGCAAUUCGAGCACAAUGUGCGCCUCACAAGCGCUAGAGACAUCGUGGGUUUGAUCGGUAGGUUUAACACCAGUGUGCCCUUCACGGAUGCACCAAAUGGCUUCUACGGCAUACUGCGGGGUACAUUCGAAACUCUUGCAACGGAGGAGAAUCUGGCUUGUGAUUGGCAGGGGAUUGAUCCAAUACAAUAUCCAGAGUUUGGUGGCGCAGAAGACGACUACGAAGCCGUUGUCAAGCCCUUCUACCGGGUCUGGGCGAACUUUUCAACUAAAAAGACAUUCUCCUGGAGGGAUGCAUAUAAAUCUUCUGAUGCCCCUGAUAGGGCGACCCGUCGACUCAUAGAGAAGGAAAACAGAAGACUCCGAGAGGAAGGCAUCCGGGAAUUCAACGAUGCCGUAAGAGCGCUCGUGGCAUUUGUCCGAAAACGAGAUCCAAGGUUCAUCCCAAAUGCACAGUCAGAGGCUGAUCGCCAAAAGAUCUUACGAGAUGCUGCAGCUGCUCAAGCAGCGCGAUCGAGAGCUGCAAACCAGGCGAAGCUCAAUCAACAUGUAGUCCCGGAUUGGGCAAAGACAAGCGGACCUGAAACGGAGGAUAGCUUUACAGAGUCCUCUGAAUCGGAGGUCGAGCACAUUGAAUGUGUUGUCUGUGGGAAAACUUUCAAGAGCGAGAAACAGUAUGAAACCCAUGAGAAGAGUAAGAAACACAUCAAGGCUGUUCAAGCCCUCCAGAGGGAGAUGCGACAAGAGAGCAGACGCCUCAACCUCGAUGGAUCGUCUGUCGAUGGGCCCUCUACACUUACCGAAGCGCCCGAGGGGUUCGACAAGCUGGAUCUGGAUUCAACAGGCGCAGAAGGUGCCAAUGAAUCCACAACUAAACCAAACAGGGAGAAUGGCGCCAAGAGCGAGGGGGAGAAUCUCUGGGAGGUGAAAGAGCCCGAAGGCAGCAAAGCAGAAAUUGAUAUUCCUAAACAGAGCCCGCGGCAAGCAAUGGAAAAUCAAUCUGACUCUUCAGAUGUAGAUGAUGAGUAUGCGCCUAGAGCAGAUGUGGAAAACCGGCUGGCUAGCUCGUUAUCAGAGGCAAAAAUCGCUGAAGAGGGAAUGGAUAAUUCAGACCCAAUAACUGUUGCAAGUCCAACGCUUAGUGACCUUAAUGGGACUGGCAAGCAGAAGCUAGGAAAGGCAAAGGCAAAGCGUGCAAAGAAGGCUGCUCGACAAGAGAUGGAGACUGCUGAAAUCAACCAGGGGUUCGAAUGCGUUACCUGCCGAAGUACUUUCUCUUCCAGGACUAAGCUUUUUAACCAUAUCAAGGAAUUAAAUCAUGCCCAGCCAGUAGCGAAGACUGCAAAAAGCAAGAACAGUAAGAAGAACCGCUGAAUUACCAAGGAUUGUAAUCCAGAAAGGGACACAGCCAGGCUGCAAACGAAGCGAGGGGUUUGGUGUUCAUGUGUUUGAUAGAACAUCGGGACAUCAAAUAGACCGUC
Amorphotheca resinae ATCC 22711 is the source of this 1955-nucleotide messenger RNA. RefSeq lists its product as hypothetical. NCBI's taxonomy places the organism in Eukaryota, Fungi, Ascomycota, Leotiomycetes, Helotiales, Amorphothecaceae. The coding region runs from base 169 to 1848 and encodes 559 amino acids. Gene Ontology annotation, molecular function: zinc ion binding; nucleic acid binding. The transcript has 3 exons. The record is from RefSeq and is a predicted model, not a curated record. Gene Ontology annotation, cellular component: cytoplasm.